Leptomonas pyrrhocoris is the source of this 1006-nucleotide messenger RNA. RefSeq lists its product as hypothetical. The transcript has a single exon. Bases 38 to 1006 code for a protein of 322 amino acids. Lineage: Eukaryota; Euglenozoa; Kinetoplastea; Trypanosomatida; Trypanosomatidae. The record is from RefSeq and is a predicted model, not a curated record.
GGAAAGAGAAAAACACACACGACGACACGCAAACUCAAUGGGUUGGUGGUCGUCAUCACCGCGAGCACCGCACGUGGACCCGGCAGGCGAGGCGCACAUGCAGGACGCACAAGACGUCAUCGCGUCCAUCUUCGAACCCGGCAACCACAGCUUGACUUCCUCCACGUCCGAGUUCGCACCGCGUGAAGUAGUUCCCAAUGGCACGCACAACGGACGAACUCCCAGCGAGUCACCUUCCGGCGGGUGGCGAGGGUGGACACGGCGAACGAACGCAUGGCUGCCCUUCUCUCCCUCCGCACCGCCAGACAACAGCGAAGAAGCAGAAAUCGUCUCUCCUUGUUCGUCCACGGCAACCACAUCUGCUAGCGGGACGACCUCUCCGCCGCUUUCGUGGGAUCAGCUUCCGCCUUCUCCCCUGGCGGGGUACGAGCUGACAAAGCGGGGCCUGGUGGAUCGGCUCCGCACCCCGCCACACACGCUGACCCCCGCCGAGCUCCGAGACGUGAUUCGCGAACUUACCAAAGUAGAGCAGCAGGCCAAGUACGACGUGGACAGCAGCUUUUCCGGGCACCUCGGCAGCCGCGGCCUGCACGGACUGGAGCUGCUGGUCAACCCGUGUCUCUUCCUCACCGGCAUCUAUCUCAUGACGUGGAAGACGGCACAGCUGUACAACGGUGCGCUGCCGCAGGAGUCGCUUGUCUUCACCAAGGUCAUGUCGCUGCGGCGCUGGCGGAUGACAGCGGAUCAGCGGGAGCAACUCGCGCAGCGACACCGCCUCCUUAUGCGGGCCACCAACGCGCGACUCGUGCUGGCUUUCUUGGCCGGUUUGGGGGUGUUCAGCUUAGCGUGGGUCUCGCGGCCGUCGCGGAACGUGAUAGAGGAGGCGCCGGAUGUGCAGGUGGCAAAGGAGACGAUUGCGUAUCAGCGGCACGCCGAGGCCUCGCUGAAGUGGUGCUGGUACGUGUACUACCACCACCCGGCGUACCGUGGGGCACGGAAAGAGUAA